Molecule: messenger RNA, 14093 nt
Organism: Cheilinus undulatus (humphead wrasse)
Lineage: Eukaryota; Metazoa; Chordata; Actinopteri; Labriformes; Labridae
Gene: zzef1
Product: zinc finger, ZZ-type with EF hand domain 1
Exons: 54
Coding region: 107-9199 (3030 amino acids)
Biological process (GO): regulation of synaptic plasticity; protein ubiquitination
Cellular component (GO): postsynapse
Molecular function (GO): ubiquitin-like protein ligase activity; calcium ion binding; zinc ion binding
Source: RefSeq, a predicted model, not a curated record
CCUUAGCUGUAGGUUAGAGAGAGGUCUGUGUACAGACCGGUUCUCAAAAUUGACACCCAGUGGGCCGCAGAGAUUUUCGGGGGAGCCGUUGGUCGGUGAAACAAACAUGGGAAACGCGGAGAGUGGCUGCGGGGGCGGCAGCGGCGACGAGGAAGACGUAGAAACGGAGAGUCCCGGUUUCGCGGAAGACAGUCCGGCCUCUGCGGCCACUGGCGGCGGAGGCUCCGGCUCUGGGAGGAGCGGAAGGGGAUCGAAUAACCUGCCUGUGCCCACCGGCGGACCACCUAGCCCCGGGGUCCUCCUGGAGCAAGUGAAACUAAGAGAAGCUGCGGCUCGUAUUAGUGACUCAGGAGUCGCCAUUCAGGAGUCUGUCCUGGCAGGGAAUGAAGGAGUCCUGGUGCGGUGGUUGGAGGACCGGUUAAACCGAGGAGAGGAGUCUGUCAAUGUGGAACAGUUUUGUGAGAUGUUGGAGAGCAGAGACGCCCCCAGAGAUGAAUGUGAAGAGGCCUUUGGACAGUUCGAUGCAGAGGGGGAUGGUGUGGUGGACGUUGAGAGCAUGCUGAUUGCUCUGAAGAACUCCAACGGAGCUAAUCUAAAGGGAGAGCUAAGUCAUGUGAUAAGACAGCUUCAGGCAUGCUCCCUAACUCCAGGUUUUGUUGACAUAUUCUCCAAGACCAAAGACCGGUUAGGGGCACAUGCCUCUAAGAUCCUUAAGUUCCUGCACAGGAAUCGUAUUCCCAGCAGUGCCAUACCUUUCCCUAUCCUAGAGGGCUACAACAGUAUCUGCACCAUGAGGUCCAGCGUGGUCCAGGACUACUUAGAGUUCCUCUUGCAGAAGGAAAAAGAUAUGGAUAUCCAGUACCGAGCAGAGCUGGACCGUGAUCCAGAGGUGGACAAGGUGAAGGUGGUCACGCAGUGCUACAGCACAAUCGAAGCUUCAUCCAACGUCGCCGACAUAAACAAGAUGACUAAUGGGGAAACUUCGUCUUUUUGGCAGUCGGACGGCAGUGCACGCUCACACUGGAUAAGAUUGAAAAUGAAACCAGAUGUGGUUCUGAGACGUCUUGCCAUUGCUGUGGCUUCUAAUGACCACAGCUACAUGCCUCAGCUGGUCUCUGUUGCUGUCGGGAGGAACCGAUGUUCCCUGCAGGAGAUCAGAGACAUCCGCAUCCCCAGUAAUGUUACGGGCUACGUAGCUCUCCUGGAAAACGCCAACAUCACACACCGUUACAUCCAAAUCAACAUUAAGCGGUGCCUGAGUGACGGAUGUGACACGCGGAUUCAUGGCUUGAAGACUCUGGGUUAUCAGAUUACCAAGAGUAAAGAGGUGUCUGUGUCAGAUGCUUCGGCCAUCUGGUACCUGUCUCUCCUCACCUCGCUGGUCACAGCAUCCAUGGAGACGAACCCUGCGCUGGCUCAGACCGUCCUUCAGAGCACGCAAAAAGCCUUACAACACAUGCCACCACUGUCCCUAACGCCAUCAUCCACAGAGUUCCCCAAGUUCUUCUCUCUAAACAUCCUGGAGGAGGUGGAUGGAUUUCUUCUCAGGAUAGCAGAUUGUUGUGUGAGUCCUGACGCAGAGCUGACCCUCCUUGCCUUCGCUCUGGCCCGGGGCAGCGUAGCGAAGGUGCUCCAGGCCCUGUCCUGCAUCAGCGACCACUUGGAGGCCGAGUACAAGGCCUCCGCCCUCAUCAUGUCCAUGGCCUCUGUCAGACUGCGACUACUUAAUCGCAACGGGAAGCCCCUCCAGCUGCAUCUGCAGGCCUGUGAUGUGAAGAGUAAAGAGGAGAAAUCAGGACCAGAGAACAUGCUCACAGAAACCUCCACUGGAGACGGUUUUCUCACAGAAAGUGGCAGGAAGAAGGCCAGUGUGAUUCUGUCAACAGAAGACCAGAGUAACUUCCAGGUCACUCAGAUGAAGAUCAAAGUGCGAAAAGGAGCCAUUGGAGCAAAAUGCGGCUUGGUGUUUGUCUACAAGGAGGAGGAUUCGUUUGAUGCUGAGAAACAUUUCAAGAGGUUUAAAAAGUAUGACUCCUGGGACUACAAAGCCUACAAAGAGUUUGUACAAGACAGUUCUAGGACUCCAGCCCAGUCAGAGGACGAGCCUAUUGGCUGGUUCGAGCUGGAGGAUGACUGGAACGAUGUGGAGAUCAAGCUGCAGCAGUGCCGUGUUGCAAAGUUCCUGAUGGUGAAGUUCCUGUGCACCAGGCAGGACUCUGCAGAGCGUCUUGGCGUGCAGUCCCUCUCCUUCAGUGGUUACCUGUGUCCCGGGGCAGAGAGGCUAGGAGACCUGGACGACCUCAGUCCAGAGGGGGAGAGCUUUGACCAUGAAGCUGUCACCGGCCUCUGUCUACUUAAUAAAACACUAUUCUUCAUACAGCAGCUCACACGAGACAUGGAUGCCUCUCACUUUAAACAGAAGUAUCUUCUGGACUUCAAUGGCCUCGGUCUGAACCUUUUCUGGAGCUUCUACAGUAAACUCAGGGAGAUUGAGGGAGAGGAUGUGCUGAAGAGCAGAGUUUUGCUGCUCCAACUGAUGCAGAACUGUUUCCCCAUGCUACCUAACCCGCUGGAGUCCCGAGGCUCAGAGGAGAGCAGAGGACAUGUUGAGGGGGCAGCAGCUUGUCCGUCCACGUCCAGCGACUCAGAGCCUAUAUCUGACCCUGUGAGAGCAGUAUGGGAGCUGUAUACUCAUCUCUGCCAGGUUGUGGACGGUCCAGAGGGGGAGACGUUAAUAGAGAAAGCUUUGCACAAAGAAGCAGUCAAGUCUGUUCUUAAUGGAGCAGUUGUUUUCUUCCCUGAUAAACACGUCAGGAGAGACAAACUCUUCCACAUGAUGAAAAACAUCACAGAAGAGGAUCAGCCAGAGUCGGUGAAGGUGACGUUUGAGUCACUUUGUAAUUACUUCAGUGACCAAGAUCCUAGUGGCCUUCUCCUGCUCCCACCUAAAGGAGCUCCCUCAGACUUUGACAUCAGCCCCAUCCUGUCAGUGAUGGAGACACUGCUUCUGGUGGCAACAAGAGAGUGUGAGGUCAUGAUGGUGGAUGAGAGCAGUGGAGCCAGCAGGACGGUGCUGCUGUCCUUGUUCUGGGCUCUGCAGGGCAGCCUGCUCUCCUGGUGCUACCUGCAGCUCAAAACAGGAUCCUCCACUGCCGUCGCCAUGGACCUGGCCAAAGAAAUCCUGCUCAAAUAUGUGGAUCAGUUUCUGGGAAGUUUCAAAGCCAUCCUGGGCUCCCUGCUGGAGAGGUACACCAGUGGAGAAAUCACUGAUAAACUCGGCAGCUCCAUCCUCGCUACAGUCUUCAGACAACUGAUGAUUUUACUCCUGGAGCUGUGCUCUUUGGACAUCCCUCACAGCGUGCUGCUGAAGAGUUUCUCCUCUCUGGUUGAGCUGCUCAAAAGCCUAUCAAGUGAUACAGGAGACAUUUUCUCUAAGGUGGAUCAGGAGAGCUGGCACCAACCCCAGCAGCCCGUAGUCCUGAGGACCUGGAACUUGGAGUCUCCUCACAACUAUGAGAACAGUCGACAUGAAACCAGCAUCUUCGCCUGCCCCGGGGCGACCUCGUUUGAGGUGGAGUUUGAUGAACGCUGUGAGACAGAGAAGAGAUACGACUACCUCGAGUUCACAGACUCCAGAGGUGGAAAGGUCCGCUAUGACAUGAAGGUUGGAACUGAGAAGUGGCCAAAGAAAGUAACGUUUGACGCCGGCCCUCAGCUCCAGUUCCUCUUCCACUCUGACAGCAGUAACAACGAGUGGGGUUACAAGUUCACAGUGACUGCUCUUGGCCUCCCAGACAUCACCAUUUCAUGGAUGUCAGACCUGCAGCUGCUGGUGGCUCGUCUGAUGGGUCGUCUGGCUUCAAGAACACUUGCUCUGAAAUCCCCCUAUGAGAUUCGCACUGUUAAGGAGCUUCCACCAGGGAAAAUGUCCCAUGUUCAGUCUUCUCCUCUAUGGAAACCCAUCCUGCAUCAUGGGCUUUGUGAAACAAGAGAGACAAAUCGAACAAAAACCACCACAGACCAGACAAACUCAUGGACUCCUGAUGAAUUAAUGAACUUCCUGGAGGAUUUUGCACGGUGGAACCCAUCUCAGGAGCCGACAGACAGCAGGACAGAGCUGAUGAAGACCCUCAUGCAUUCCUGCAGGAAGCAGCUCAUGAGGAAUGAGAUUGCUGCUGGGUCAAAGACAGACCAGGCUGUGAAUGCCAUCUGGGCGGCCAUGGUGUACCACACACCGGCCCUGAACCAUGCACUAAAGAACUAUGUUAAUCAGGAUUGUAAGUCGUGUCUGAGUGAAGAGUUUGUGCAGGCGUAUUCACUAGCAGACAGCAUCAGAACAUGGAUGCUGGAGAUGAAGCAGAGGUACCUCGUCGGCAAAAUGAAUGUUCCUGACGAGAAGGAAGGAGGUCAGGAUGAGGUCACCAUGGAAACAUUAGCUGAGACAUGCAUAGAGAAGAGCCUCUUACUCUUCAGAUUUGCCCCCUGUGGAGUGCCAUGUCAGGACAGUGACUCUAUCAAAGCUACAGAGGGCAGCAGAGCCCCACUCUUCCGUUCCAGUUCUAUCUCAGAGGGCGACUUCCAGCCCAGCUCCGCUGUGGGACCCCAGCCUGCAGGGUCUGAGGAGAGUGGUGAUGCCAAAGCAGCUCAGAGCCAAACCUCUGGCGUCCAGAACUCAUCUUCAUGUUUGCACGGGAAGCAAGGCCACAGAAGCUCCACGGAAAGCCUCUCCUCCCAGUCAGGAGAACCAGCCUCACCCUCCACCUUCCCCCGAAAAGCCCCAUUCAGUCGGGCACGCCUCCGCCUCCUCUCCUGCAGAUCUAUAGAAGAGCCCCGAAUGACCCCCUCAGUAAAGGAUCGCUACCCGAUCCUUAAACACAUCCUGAACUUUAUAAGGGACCAGGCUCUCACAACAGCAAGCAUUCUGCAGACCCUGUCACUAAGCAAAGCCCAGGCUCUGAGUGUGUGUAAAGUCCUGGAGAUGGUUCAACAAUGUUUACACUCCCUUGGAAAGCCACACCUCUUUCAAGCCCCCUGCAUCCUGUUUCUACAGGAGCUGCUGGCGUGUCAAAAAGACUUCACCAGCUACUUCUCUCAGCUGUCAGACAGUGGGCAGAAGCUCGGGGAGGAGGUGAGGCGUUCUUACCAUCAGUUGGUGCUUAUGCUGGUGGAGGCUGUACAAGGUUUCAGCAGCCUCAAUGAAAAAGCUCUGCUGCCGGCCCUGUCCUGUGUGCAGACCUGCUUGUUGCACCUUCUGGACAUGAACUGGGAGGUUCAUGACCUUCCUCUCUUCCUCAAUAUCAAACUUCCUGAACUCUUGCUCAGCAUGUCUCAGGAGAACAUCAGCGUUCAUGACAUUGCCAUCAGUCAGUGGACAGAGGAGGAUGAAAUUGCGGACUACAAGAAGAACCAGGAAUGGAUGGAUGAGUGCAUGGAUGGCAUGUUUGAGAAGUGGUACGACAAAAUUGAUGAAGAGGACUCCAUGGAGGACAGGAGGAAGAUGCACAUGUUCAUUGCACGGUACUGUGAUCUGCUCAACGUGGUGAUCUCCUGUGACGGCUGUGAGAGGAUGGCUCCAUGGCAUCGCUACCGAUGUCUGCAGUGCAUGGACAUGGACCUCUGCAAGACCUGCUUCCUCAGUGGAGCCAAGCCUGAGGGCCACGAGGACGACCAUGAGAUGGUAAACAUGGAGUACGCCUGCGAUCAUUGUCAGGGGCUGAUUGUAGGCAGCAGGAUCAACUGCAACGUCUGUGAAGACUUCGACCUUUGCUUUGGAUGUUACCAUGCAAAGAAAUACCCUGACAGCCACCUGCCCACUCAUCGGAUCACAGUGUACCCCAUGGUGACCAUACGAAUCAGUGACCGCCACCGCCUGAUACAGCCUUACAUCCACAACUACUCCUGGCUGCUGUUUGCUGCUCUGGCACUCUACACAUCAGAGCUGAGCAGCGAGAAGAAGACGGAGGGAGAGUCUUUGGAAAGCAACAACCUGAGCCAGGCGUCAGCACUGCAGACGUGCUGCUCACAGCUCAUCACUGACUGCCUACUCAAGGGACAGACUGGCAAAGGUCUGCGUUCCUCUGCCUUGCUUGCAUUGCUGUCGUCCAAUGACUCGUCUUCUGACAGUGAGCUAUGUCCAGUCUCUCCAGAGUCCUCGCAGGAGCUCAGUACAGCCACUGAUACCUCCUCUCUGCCUGGAUCCACCGCAGCGAUCUGUUCCCCAACAUCUCCGAAAGACAAGAGCAAAUCAUCAGCUAAAGACAAAAAGCCAAAAGAAGUAGGUUCUCCUCCUGCUCCUCCUGAGGUGUUGUCUCCCCCAAGCACUGGAGAAGGGGAGAAAAUGAAGUUGGUUACCCAAGACACCCUGGACUCCCCCAGCCUCAGCCAGACUCCCUCAAUGUCCAGUGAGGAUCCCCUCUCUCCUGUGGUCCGAACUUCAGAGUCUGGACCAGGAGCUGUCAACUCUCCAACGUCUGAUGUUGUGAAGGAGACUGAUGAGAGGCUGCCACAGGUUCCUCUUCAGGAGCAUGUGUUCUCUGAGUGCUCCAGGGAGAGGAUCCUGGGACUACUGGCUGCCAUGCUGCCACCAGCAAAACCAGGCAACACCCUAUCUCUGCCCAGUCUGAACUCCAUCCUGCCUCAGCUCUUCAGAGCCGUCAUCUCCAAUGCUGGCUCUCUAAACGAGACUUUCCACCUCACUCUGGGACUGCUGGGUCAGCUGCUGCUCAGAAUCUCUCCGGCAGAGGCCGACACCGCAGUCACAGAGGCUCUGGCUGAUAAAUAUGAACUGCUGACUCAGGGAGAGGCAGCCAGCCUAGACACCCAGGGCUGGAAGACAACACAGCUGCUUUUCAGCCUGGGGGCCGUCUGUUUAGACAGUCGUAUCGGUCUGGACUGGGCGUGCACAGUGGCAGAUAUCUUGCACAGUCUGAAUGUGUGUCCUGACUGGAGCGCAGUCAUCGCUGCCUUCACUGACCAUUGUAUUCAGCAGCUUCCACAAACACUUAAACGCACCAACCUCUUCACCCUGCUGGUGCUGGUCGGCUUCCCUGAGGUGCUGUGUGUGGGCACCCAGACGGUAUUUAUCGACAACGCCAAUGAGCAGCACAAUAUGAUCCUGCUCAAACACUUCACAGAGAAAAACCACGCUGCUGUGGUGGAUGUUAAGACUCGCAAGAGGAAAACAGUGAAGGACUACCAGCUCAUCCAAUCUCAGGACUCCACUACAGCUGGUCUACCAGGGCAGUCGGAGGGCCAGAGCACCCAGAAGACCCUGCUCAGACGCUACCUGAGAAACUUCACAUCCAUCAUCAGCCACCUGCUGCAGACCAGUCAGGACAACAGCUCUUCUGAUGCCGUGGAGGCAUCCUGGGUUCUUUCCCUGGCUCUGAAAGGCCUCUACAACACUCUGAAGAAACAUGGAGUAGAGCAAGCUCAGGAAGACAUCCAGCAGUCAGGACUCACCCAGCUGCUGGUGAGAAAGUGCAGCAAAGGUACCGGCUUCAGCAAACUGUGGCUGCUCCGAGAUCUAGAGAUCCUCUCCGUCAUGCUCUACUCAUCCAAGAGGGAGAUCCACUCCAUGGCCCAGGACCCUGAGAGAGACCAGAGGGAGCAGGACAAGGAGCACGACUCGGAUCACUCCAGCUGCUGUGCUGAUGAAACUGACGCCAACAGACCUGACCCCUUAGAGGGUCUUGAUGAGGAGACAAAGAUUUGCUUCCAGAUCACCCAUGAUGCCUUAAAUGCCCCUCUGCCCAUCCUGCGAGCCAUGUAUGAGCUGCAGAUGAAGAGAACAGACUCCUUCUUCCUGGAGGUGCAGAAAAGAUUUGAUGGAGAAGAGAUAAAAACAGAUGAGACAAUCCGAACGCUGGCACAGAAGUGGCAACCUACCAGGCGGCCUCGCUCUGAGGAGAGGAACACAAAGGCUGUGGAUACAGAUAUGAUCGUGGUUUCCUGUGUGUCUAAGCCCAGUCACUGUGAAAAGGCUACAGAGGAGAUCAAUGUUGUGGCUCAGAAGCUCAUCACCAAUUCAGAGAGCGACCUACAGCUCAGCUACGCCAAACAGAGGCGCACAAAAAGUUCGGCUCUGCUGCACAAGGAGCUGGACGUCCGCAGCAACAGGGCAGUUCGUCAAUACCUGGUGAAGGUCAACCAGGCCAUCGCCACACUGUACGCCCGCCAUGUGCUGGCCUUGCUCCUGGCUGACUGGCCUGCAGAGACGGCGCUGAGCGAGGAGGCCCUAGAGCUGAAUGGGGCCUCACACAUGGCCUACAUCCUGGACAUGCUGAUGCAGCUGGAGGAGAGGCCGCUGUGGGAGAAGAUUCUGCAGAGAGUGCUGAAGGGCUGCAGUCAGAGCAUGCUGUGCAGUUUGUCUCUCACUGCCUGUCAGUUCAUGGAGGAGCCGGGAAUGGCUGUGCAGAUUAGAGAGUCCAAACACCCGUAUGACAAUAACACCAACUUCGAGGACAAGGUGCACAUACCUGGGGCGAUCUACCUGUCUGUAAAGUUUGACUCCCGCUGCUACACAGAGGAGGGCUGUGACGAGCUCAUCAUGUCGAGCAGCAGUGAUUUCCUCCAGGAUGUCCACAACUUCAGUGGCUCUCCUCAGAAAUGGUCGGAUUUUGAGAUUCCUGGUGACACCCUCUACUACAGAUUCAUGUCAGACAUGAGUAACACAGAGUGGGGCUACAAGUUCACCGUCACAGGAGGCCACAGAGGACGUUUCCAGACAGGUUUUGAGAUUCUGAAGCAAAUGUUAGCAGAUGAAAAAGUCCUGAGUCACCUUCCACUGGCCGACAUCUGGGAGUGGCAGGUGGGCGUGGCCUGUCGUCAGACUGGGAACCAGCGACUCAAAGCCAUCCACUUGCUGCUCCGACUCCUACAGUGUCAGUCCACAAAUGCCUGUGAACUGAUGCUGCUGCGACCUCUGUGGCAGCUCUUUAUGUCCAUGGAAAACGGCCUGAGCCAGGAUCCCACCAGUAUCACUGUGCUGCUGCCUCUGCACAGAGCCCUGACUGAACUCUUCUUCAUCGCAGAGGCCCGUGCCAUUUCGCAGGGGAUCCUCCAGGAAUACCUUUUAUCCAUGACCACUGACGAGCAGCUCCUCAACCACACUGCAAUGGCUCUAAAGAACAUCGCUGCCAUCAGCCUGGCCAUCAAUUACCCCAAUAAAUCUACCAAGCUCCUCAACGUGUCUCCUUGAGGGCACCACAGGGAGACUGGGGGAGACCAACCUGAGGGAAGGGGGACACAUCCUGACUCAGCUGGAUAACUUUGAACAGGGUCAAGAGAGGUGGGGGAGAAAAACCUCCCUGACCAGAGUCCCCCCUCCAUCCUCUCCACACCUGAACGUCUCUGCAGUCAUCUGUCUGGAGCUGUGGAGGAUGACACUCGAAGAGCACUUUCCACACUUACUCACAAUCCUUUUUGCCUUAGGUGAAUCCAGUUUAUCAGCAUGUGCAUUCACUGGAGCAGGAACAACUGCGGGGUCUCUUGUUUUUUCCUUUUAUUUGUAUUAUGAAGUUUUUACUUGAAGAUGCCGUGCUAAAGGACAUGCCGUGUGCCAAAUCAGCGACCUUCAAGGGGGAGUGAGCUCUUUUUCGUCCUGCCUUUUUUCCUCCUGAACAGCAGCCACUCUUGGUUUCAUAGUUGAUCAUGGUGAAAACAGGUCACCUUGGCGACUCGCAUGUCUCUGCGGACAUGUAGAGCAUCCUAAAAAUACUGUCCAGGACAGAGGAGAUUCAUUAGUCACCGUGGGGAGAAGGUACUGACCUACUAGCUCCUUCCACCCCCUCCUUCCUGCCUUCCUUCUCACCUUUUCUCCUCUUUUUACCUCCUUUCCUUCCUGACAACAGAGGCAGAUGAUGGUAUUUUUAGGGCUCUUGUUGAAGGAUAGGAUAACUUGAUAAUCACUAUUCUCCUUAACUUAAAUCCAUCAUGAUGACACGUGUAAUAUGCGCUAAAAACCCACUUGAGACCUGAUGACAGCUUGAUUGGGCUGCACAGGAUUAUCACAAAGCCAACGAUAGCCAUAGUCUGCAUAGGAUGAGAAUUACAGCUGAGGGAAAACUGUGAUAAAAUACUAUCGCAAAGCAUUCCUUCUGUUAUUCUACCAAUAUGUUGAAGUAUUUUCACUCCUUUACUCGUGAAUGAAUGAAUGAUGUCAAAAGAUGUUCAUGAAAAUGAAUAAUAGCAAAAAAUGUCAGUGAGAAUCUCUUAAAGGCCUUCACUUUUAUCCACUUAUUUAUUAUUUUAGCUGAGUUUAAUUAGGUUUAAAUCUUUCAUUUUUUUUUUUUUACAGCACUGAAAGAAAAGCUGGUCACACAAUCAUCUCCCCCUAGAAUACAUAAUGAAAUGAAUGUGAGAAUUGUUCCCACAAAUAUACAAACUGUGGCCACAUUUACUUGGAAAUUAUCCACUGAAAACUUUUCAAUUUAAAAAGUGCUGCAUUCACAUAGAAACAAUGCUAAAACAUGAAAGUUUAUGUAGGCAGAUGAUAAGGCAGGGUUGCUAGUCAGUGGACCCCAGAGACCCUGGACUACAAAGCGAGUCGAUUUUAAGAUGUGGACUAGGAGUAAGCAGCACAAACCAAACUCUUAAGUCCACCAUUGUUGUAGUUCAACCUCUUUAACUUGGCUGUUUAUUGGAACCACAAUGUGCCAUUGUGUGAGGCUGGCCAAACACAAGACGACUUUGAACCUAAUUGUUCGCCCCCUGCAGAAAAAAAAACUCUUGCAAAGCCAAUAGAUCAACAGGAUUUCAUGUCUGUCAGGUGGAUCCAUCUUGCAAAUCUUUACCCUGCUUAUUUCGGUCAGAUCUUGAUUGUAGCAUCAUUAGAGGACAGUCAGUAGCUUUAGAAGUGAUUUAGUUUUACUUGAAGCCUGUGAACAAUGGUGACCUGCAUGGAUGUAGCUAUAGUGGCAGUUUUAUUAGAAUUGGGCAUUUCUUCUUGGCUUCGGCAUACGUCAGCUGAUUCCACUAACGUUCAUUGAACGUUCAUUGCCUGUCAAGCUUAUGUUAUGUAGUUUACUCGCCAGGGUGGUACAUGUGUACUACAUUACCUGUGUUGUUGCCUGUGACAACUGUGACAGACAGGUUUGUCCAAUCCCCCUAUCCUUCGCAAACACCAUCUAUAGUAGUGAUUCUCAACUGGUGGGUCAGGACCUGUUUAAAGUUGUUUUCAGUGAGUCAUGAAUAUCUCUCUGGGAAAAUUGGUGGCAAAAGGUCAAUAAGGUACUACAGUUCUUGGUGGACAGGCAUCCAUUUAUGUUAUUUUACUGUUUUACUGUGAUAAAGGGUAAAUUGAAAUGUUUUCUUAGUUUUUCAACUCAUUUAUCUCCUUUUCUUGUAGUAACAAAGCUGUUUUCCUACAAUGAUCAGGUUAUUUCUCAAGGUCUCUUGAAAAUGGUAAAAAAAUCAUAUAAAUAUUCAUAUAUUUUGUCAAGAUCCAAGUUGCAUCAUUAUUCAUUAGAUAAACAUGUUUUAUUGUUUUGUUUUCUUUAGUGUAGGUAGCGGUUUGUCAUUGAAGAAACUGGUGGGUCUUGAGGGUAGACCAGAUGAGAACUGAGGUCUAUAGGAUGUUCUCCAGAUCAAUGUUUAAUAUCUUCCAUGCAGUGGAUAUUUAAAACAGUCUAUUGGUCAGGUAAUCCUGAUCAAAGCUUGUCAAGAAUUUUCACAAAUUUUCCUGCUCCCUAUUCCGUCAGAGCCCCCCAACCAUUCUAAAUAUCAAACGUUUCUCAGUUAACAAUUCAAGGUUUGACUGCCUCAGACAGAAUACCCACAAUACCUAAUGGGAGCAAACAGACCAGGUAGCAUCACAGGAUUUCACCCAUAUGCUUUUCCUGGUUUUGUUGCACUGCAUUUAUAACACAUGCCAAGACAGCCAGCUGAGGAUUUCAGUCAUCCUUCAUGUUUGUUUUUCCUUAAAGGUCACACUGGAUUUUGCAAAUUUCAGUAAGAUCUCUUGUGUAGGCUCUCCACUGAAAGAUGUAAAUGGCGGGUGUGUAGUCUUUCAGUCUGGCUGAGUUGCCUAGUGCACAUUUAGAGCACUAUCAUGCAAAAAAAUUAGUUGAAACUGUCCUUAUGUUUGUGGUUUUACAGGUUUCUAAAUUUCAAAAUACUGAACACGUGAGAUAGACUGUUUCAUAUAUUUAAUAUACAGGCAAUGUUUCACAUUCAUCUGGGAACGCUCCCUUAGUAAGCAUUUGGAAAGGGCAGGACUUUUCAAAAAAAUCUUAGAAGGUGAUUAGAGGAACGUUCUGUCUGGCACAUUCGUCACAAGUCAAUCAUAGCAUCAAGAUAAAAUGAGGUUGCAGGCAUGCCCAGAUCUGGUAGUAACCUGAGCUUGACAGACUGUUUAUGGAGCUUGUUGGUGGAUAAAACCCAUGUAGAGGCCGAUAGAAAGAAGUGCAAAAACAUUUGUGCCAAGAGAAGCUUUCAGUGCUGUUCAUUGCUCUUUAUUUGAUAAAGAAAUGUGGCUCAUUCUGAUAAAACUGCCACUAUAGCUACAUCUGAGCAAAAUGCUGCACUGGCGGCAGUCAUUGCUAUUGGCUUCCAGUGAAGCUAAACUCCCUCCUUUGCUACUACCUCGUUCUCCUCAAGUGAUGCUGAUUGGCCAGUUCAGACCUGACACAAUUGUUUCAGAGCUUUGAGAGAUGGAUUUUCCUGAUUAUACAUGGAGUCUGGCCAAUCCAUCUGCUUUGCAAGGGUCAAAGGGAGUCCUAAGUCGACUAAGUCGAGUUUUUUGGUAAAGCCCUAUUCACACUUGCACGAAACACUUGAAAACUUCCUGAAUUUCCACAGACAGACUUACAAACCACAGGAAAACUCCCUCUUAAAAGGGGCAAGUGUGAGCAAACAAUUCAGGAAGUUUUCUAGAUUGAUGACCCUGAAAUGUCCAGAAAUGUUCAGGUUGCAUGAGUGAAUUGAGCUUAAGUUUGCAUUUUGGAGCCCUUUCCAGAACUUUGUUUUCAGGCACCAAAAUGCCGUUGUGGUGUUAAAAAACAGCUAAAAUGUGUAAACUUGGCCUAAAUUUCACCUCUGAACACAUAACUGACUGCCAUUGUUAACAAAUGAAACACUGAUGAACAAAACUCUGUAAAAUAGACACAUUGUCUCACUAAAUCACUCAAAGUUUGAUCCUGUAUUGCUGAAUUACCUCAUCUUUUGUAAUUAUACAAAAAAUUGAUGAUAUGAGGUUUUCUUAAGUGUUUAAUGUAACUUCACAUCACACAUUUAGCGACAAACAGUCAUCAUUCACUUUAAUGUAAGAAAAACUUCAUGUUGUGUUUUUUAGACAAAUCAAAAUUUCAUAGAGAGGGAGCUUGGAUUGUUUUCCAAUCAGUACUGUAUUAAUUUUCAGAUUUAGUGGUUCUUUUCUUUGUAGGAAUGGUUGUUUAUACCAAAGAAACCAAUCAUUGUGAGCCAUGAAAACAUCUCUGAAGCAGCUCCCGGUCGAGCUCCUUCUCUGUUGAUCACAUAUCAGAAAGCGACCCUGUGAGAAGCUGGAGCAGAGAAAACAUUUAGACAUUGUUCUGUUCUUUUUUUUUUUUUUUUUUUUUUUUUAUUUGUAUUUUUAUUUUUAAAGCGGUUCCUGCCGCAGAAUAGCUCGGUGGUUUUGUUUACACAGACAUCAGCUGCAACAAGGAGAGAGAAAGAGAUGCAUACGGCCUCAGUUUGGCUUCUAAGACGCCUCAUUUAUCUACGACGUGCCUAUGGUUAAAAAUGAAGCAAUCAUAAUUUAACUCAUGUUAGCCGAAUAGUUAUUAAUUCUAUUUUAAAAGAGAAAUAUAUUGUUUAAUUUGAAGGUUUUUGUAACUUUUUACUUUUAAUGUUGGUUCUUUUUUUCUUUUAUUUGCGAGGAUGCUUGAUAUUCGAGGCUGACUAAUUUGAAUGUACAUAUCUGUGAAUAUUAAUUGCACAGGAGAAAGACUUUGAUAUCAACCCCUUACAAAUAUAUUAAAACUUUAUUGGGCACUAGCAGACAGACACUUUGAUUCUGAUUUUGUAUGCAUGGCACUCUGAAGGUUAAAAAAUAAAUAUAUAAAUUGCUUGGGUUGAAAUGCGAUCCAUUUCUAAUAAAAAUAGAAAUGACUUAA